GUGGAUCGGCCUGUCCUGUCUCUCUUUCUCUCUCCUGUCCUCCGCAUUUUUCUCUUCAGUGCUGGAUCGAGCUGAGCUGCUCCCCCCGCUCCCUCCGUUUCCUCCUUCCCUUCCGCCUCUUCCUUGUCGUCUUCUUGUUAUUCACCUCGUCGCAGCGACGGGGGUUUCUCUCGCAUUGUGUUCAGCGUAUUCGUAGCGGCGUCAUUAGCUUCGGGUCGCGGCAGCAGAGGAAGAGGUAACGCAUGGGAUCUGGAGGCAGCAAAGAUGCUUCGACCGCGUCUUGCUCUGGUGGGAUCAGGAGGUUGAGAUUGAGGGGAGUUCGGGUCUUCAACUCUUCCUCAUCCUGUUUUGGCCUCACCUCCAUUCUUGCGGAUGGCCGUCAGAAGAUAGACGUGAAUGCACCAUCCAGAAGCUCCUAUGGUGCUGAUGAACCACAAAGUAAAACAGUCCAAGGAAAUGAACAUGACUCUGAAAAAAUUAUGCUACCUCAUCAUGAUGGCUUGAUUUUGCCUACUUCUUCUAAUGGUGAACAAUGUGGACAAGAUAACGAAGGUACAUUGCAGAUUGAUUUUAAUACCAACAGCAGUUUGGCUGUGAACUCCAUCGGCGACCAAUUGUCAAAUACUUCAGGAAGGUCACAUUCUCAUUUUACUUUUAAACCUGAUGGGAUUAGCUCCAGGCUCAAUAGAGCAGUCAGUUUAGGGUCAUCAGGGUCCCAUUCUCUUUUCUCAGCUGGUGUAUCGGUUCCAACUAGUGAUCUUGGACAAAAUAAUAUUGUAAACCAUGAUCAUGUUGAUUGUACACAAAAUUGUAGCAUAAUGGGAACUAGCUCUUCCCUAGAUGUGACUCCGCUUGAUGAAGGAAUAGAGACCACAAUUAACAGAGAUUCUGGUGGGAGCUUCAUAGAAUCAAGAAAUACAAGGCAGUCUCAAAGAAGACUAGCAACACAAGAAACUUUAGAAGGCAGUGUACGGUUUAGCAGAACACUUAGUGUGGGAAGGCUCCGAGAUAGAGUUCUACGAAGGACUGCAUUUUCUGAUGGUUUAUUUGAUCCUUCUUCCCUGGAGGAUAGGUUUGUGUGGCCCAACGGGCAGAUCAUUGGAAGACGAGCAUUGGGUGGCACUGGGAGAAGAGAUUCUUCUCCCAGAAGGACUAAUGAUUUGUUGCCUGAUUCUCCAAGUAAUGUUUCUUAUAGGGCAUCUAGAUCUAUGGAUAUCAAUGAUGACAAUGUUGUCGAUGCUCAUCAGCGGAGAGCUGGGAAUCAUGAUGUUUUUGAACACAGAUCAGCUUUCCUUGAAAGGAGAAGAAGGAUAAGGUCUCAGGUUCGUGCUCUUCAAAGACUUGGUAGCCGUUUUGAAAGCUUAUCAGGUCAUGAUAGAUCAUGUAUACUGUCUGGUCAACAUAGAACAGGCCACUGCACAUGCAGAACAAGUAACCAAACUUCAAAUGCUGCUGAUGACCCAAGUUCAAGGGCAAGCAUAUCAAGAAUUGUAAUGCUAGCUGAAGCUCUGUUUGAGGUUUUGGAUGAACUGCACCAGCAAUCUGUUGUACUAUCUUCUCGACCAUCCUUUUCAUCAAUUGGGUCAGUUCCUGCACCAAAAGAGGUUGUAGAGUGUAUUCCAAUAAAAAUAUUUAGCAAGACAUUGAAAUGGCAAAUUGAAGAGGCUGCGCAAUGUUUUAUUUGCCUUGUGGAGUAUGAGGAAGGAGAUUGCAUGCGGUUGUUGCCUUGCAAUCAUGAAUUUCAUCGGACAUGCAUUGAUAAAUGGCUGAAAGAAAUUCACAGGGUGUGCCCUCUAUGUCGCCAUGAUGUUUGCACAUCAGAUGCACCAAAUAAACAAAAGUUCAGCUAGAGAAGCAACUAGAUCCCGAUCAAAAUUCUUUCCUGCUAAUAAUUAGUAGGAAAAUAUUGUUUCUUCUCAUCAAGAAACCCAUUAUGAAUGGGUUUGGUGGUGUCGAUCGCCUUCUGUUUUGGAUUUCAUGUCCCCUACUGUGGACAAAUCAGUGAAGUGUGAACAACUAUCAGAUGAGAGUACUCUUAAUCUUGUAUUUUGUAGAUGAAACAACAAUAGGUUCAUUGAUUUGUCAACAUGGUGUUUCUGGUAAUAACUGCUUUUCUACGUUUGUGUUAUUUCUGCCCUCAAAUCCUUUAGUUAAAAAGCCCCAACGGGAGAACUGCACCACUCUACUUGGUGUGCACUUGCAGAA
Molecule: messenger RNA, 2205 nt
Organism: Zingiber officinale
Lineage: Eukaryota; Viridiplantae; Streptophyta; Magnoliopsida; Zingiberales; Zingiberaceae
Exons: 6
Coding region: 243-1850 (535 amino acids)
Source: RefSeq, a predicted model, not a curated record